Messenger RNA from Etheostoma cragini (Arkansas darter), 659 nucleotides. RefSeq names its product corticosteroid 11-beta-dehydrogenase isozyme 2-like. The record is from RefSeq and is a predicted model, not a curated record. Lineage: Eukaryota; Metazoa; Chordata; Actinopteri; Perciformes; Percidae. Bases 1 to 633 code for a protein of 210 amino acids. The transcript has 3 exons.
AUGGACAACAUAGUGUCCCAAAGGAAGACGGACAAAAUAGUGUCUCAACAGGGGAUCGACAACAUAGUGUCCCAACAGGAGACGGAGAGGGAAAACAUAGUGUCCCAACAGGAGACAAACAACAUAGUGUCCAACAGGAGACAGUAUGGACAACAUAGUGUCCAACAGGAGACGACACUUGUCAGUUGCCGUGGUAACCCUGAUGUUGUGUCCUCAGGUCAGUCCGGUAACCGCGCCUAUUGGGAAACGCAGCACACGCAGCUGCUGCGGAGUCUGUCCCCGGCGCUGCUGGACGAGUACGGCGAGGACUACAUGACCGAGACCAAGGACCUAUUCCAGAGCCACGCCAGCCACGCCAACCCGGACCUGAGCCCCGUGGUGGACGCCAUCGCCACGGCGCUGCUGGCGCCGCGGCCUGCGCCGCGCUACUUCGCCGGGCCAGGCGUCGGCCUCAUGUACUUCGUCCACAGCUACUGUCCCCGCAGCGUCAGCGGACGCUUCCUGCAGCGGCUGUUCGUCCAGAAGACGCUGCCGCCGCUGGCACUGAGGACAACGGAGGGACACGGGCUGGACAUCCACAACAACAACAACAACAACAACAACGAGGACAAGGAGGACAAGGAGGACAAGUAGCAGGCACACAGAGACAAAACAACGAG